Molecule: messenger RNA, 2784 nt
Organism: Cavenderia fasciculata
Lineage: Eukaryota; Evosea; Eumycetozoa; Acytosteliales; Cavenderiaceae
Product: SAP DNA-binding domain-containing protein
Exons: 6
Coding region: 1-2784 (927 amino acids)
Molecular function (GO): RNA binding
Source: RefSeq, a predicted model, not a curated record
AUGAGCGAUACAGUAACAUCAACAGGAGAGGGUGAGAAUGUUGUAGAGCAACAACAUGCAGCAGCAUCAUCGGCAUCUGAUAAUAGCGAGGCUGCAGCACCUCCAGCAAAGGGUGCUGCCAAGACUGGUGGCAGAAAGAAAAAGGCACCUGCCGAGAAGAAGACUUCAAAGAAGGCUGCCAAGACAAAGGAUACUAGACAGACACAACCAACCCCAACAGAGGAUAUCACAACUACACCAACUGCCGCCGAGAAUGGAAGUUCAAGUGCAACUGCAACUACACCAACUACUACUACUGCUGAAUCACCAAAGGUGACAACGACAGUAUCAGUUAAACAACAAGAUGAACCUAUUACUACUAUUGCAACUACUCCUCCUCCAACAACUGCUACCAUUACAUCUCCUCUUCCACCUCCUCCAGUUCAAUUACAAUUAGAGAAUUCUACUAAAUCAGAAGAAGAAGAAGAAAACAAUAACAAUAAUAAUAAUGAACAAGAUCAUCAAGAAGAAGAGGAAGAAGAAGAUUCAACAAAUGGUACAAAAGAUGAAGAAGAAUUUAUGAAUUUACAAGGAGAAGAAUAUGAUUACUCUGACAAUGAAGAAAACUAUCAAGAUGAAGUUGAUACUAAACGUGUUGAAGAAGCCAUACAAGAUGUUGUCAAAUCGGUUGCUGAAAAGGAAAAGGAGAAUUUGACCAAGGAAAAGGAGAGUCCUAUGACCAAGGAGAAAAAGGAUGACAUCAAGAACAAGGUGCAACUAGCAAUCCAAGAUAUGGAAGAGUCAUUUAAAAAGCCUGCCAUUCUAAAGAUCACAGGUCUCACUGAGCACAUUAUCGAAAAGGAUCUCAAAGAAUUCCUUUCUGCUCACGGUAAAGUAUUGGAUCUCAAGUUUGAUGGAAUUAAAAGAGAUAUUGCCGUUGUUAUUAUGGAAAAUCAACAAACUUCACAAUUGGUUAAAGAUAAAUUAAAUGGAACAAAGUUAAAAAAUUGUACAUUAAAUAUUAUUGACAUGCCAAUCCAAGAUACAUUACUAUUUGUUGGUAAUCUUGGUCCUGAAAUGACCAAAGAUUCUCUAAGAAAAAUGUUUGAAAAAUAUGGUGAACCUGAUAGAGUUAUUUUGAUGAAAAAUAGAAGAACUGGUGAAAGUAAGGGAUAUGGAUUUGUAGAUUAUAGAACAAGAUUACAAGCAAAUGCUGCCAAGGCAUCAUUGGGAUCGACUACUGUCAGUGGAAGAGUUUUAAGAGUAGAUUGGGCUGAAACUUGUUCAACUCUUGAAUCUAUGCAUUCUAAAACUAUUUUUGUUGAUAAAUUACAAAAACAAUAUGUUGAUGUAGCCAUUUUAACCAAAUUAUUUUCACCAUUUGGAAAGAUUAAGGAAUGUAGUAUUCCAUUGGCAGGUCAACCAAAGGGAUUUGCAUUUAUCGAUUAUGAGAGUGUAGAGGAUGCCGAAAAGGCCCAAAAGACAAUGAACGACAAGGAGUUGCAAGAGUACAAGAUCAGAGUGAGCUUUGGCAAUCCCUCCAAACCAGGCUUUGCCAUGACCAGAGGUGGUGGUGGUGGAGGUGAAAGAACACCACCUAAUGCCAACAGUCCACACGGAAGAGGAGAAAGAAAUGAUCGUGGUGGAGGACGAGGAGGACGGGGCGGAUUCCAUGGAGGAAGAGGCGGUAUGGAGCAUAAUAACGGCGGCGGUCGUGGCGGAUUCAGAGGCGGACGUGGUGGAGGCGGCGACAGAGGUGGCAUGGACCAUGGUGGAGGACCACGUGGUGGAGGACCUGGUAGAGGUGGUAUGGAUAGAGGCGGUCGUGGAGGACACCAACCACACUUUGGCAACUUCCCACCUCCACCUCCACCACCCAACAUGCAGAUCAAUCAAUUCCCACCACAAUUUAAUAAUGGACCAAGAGGAGGCGGACCAAGAGGCGGAGGAGGCAACCACAACCAUGGAAACCACCAGGGUGGGCCACCAGGCGGUCACAACAUGGGUGGACGUCAACCAGGUUUUGAUGUUGGGUUCCCACCAGGCAACCCCAAUGCACUUGGUAAUAUCCCACCACCUGCAGCUGCCAUUCAUCCCCAACAACACAUGUGGAACAAACAACAACAAGACCAGUUGAUGCAAGCACAAACUCAGAUGCAACUGAUGCAACAACAGAUCAAACAACAACAAGAGUUGCUAAGAGUCGCCAAAGAGAAUGAACAAGCUGCUCACAUGCAAGCACAACGUGAAAAGACCCAUAGAGAACAAAUGCAAAAGAACCAAAUGCAAGAAAAGCAAAUGAUGAAGACUCAACAAGACAACCUCCAAAAACAACAAACCUUUUAUCUUCAACAAAUGACAAAGUUCCAACAACAACAACAGCAACAACAACAACAACAACAACAACAAGUAGCACAUCAAGCACAACAACAACAACAGCAACAACAAGCUGCUGCUGCUGCAGGUGGUGUCCAACAACCUUUGAUUGGUACUUCAACCUACCAACAACAAGUUGAUGCUUGGAAUCAAUAUUAUUCAACUAUGGGAUAUCCUGGUUAUAAUCAACAAGAUUUAAUGUCAUACUAUGCAAUGUAUGCUCAGGCUGAUCCAACAGCAGGAGCUCAUGCUCAUACACCUGUAGCUAAUACUCACGGUAUUCCACAAAAAAGAAAUUAUGAAACUCCAGCUAUGAACACUGGUAACACACCUCACCAAUAUCAUUUAGGAUCUCAUAAUACUCAUAAUACUCAUAAUGCUCACAAUGCUCACAAUGCUCAUCACCACGAUAAGAGAUCCAGACAUUAA